AUGGCACAGGACGAGCGGAAAGUGGAGCAGGAUGACGAACUGGAUGCUCUGUGGAAUGUUGAGCCGCCGCGCCGCCAGGCCGUGCAGCAGCCACAGCAUGCAGAUCCCAGCAGCUCCGAGGAAGACAGCUACUUCCAAACGUCGCAAGACGAGAGCGAGGACAGCGCCGUGCAACAGGCUAGGGAGGCGGCUGCCCGGCUGAAGGACUACGGGGAGGAUUUGGAGGCGGCGACGGCACAGCAGCCGCGUGCAGCGGCGGGGGCACUGCCGUCUGCGGCGGCGGCCUUCAACUCGGUGGACGGCCCACCUGCUUACCUGGACCCCGAGGCCACGCGGCCCCUGGCGGUGGCAGUGCAUAAGGCCGUCAACAACGUGGGAGCAGACGGUGGCUCUUUGCCCGACCCGCACUCUCAGAACCGGCUCAUGAACAAGCGGGGGCAGGCGGUUGGGGAGUGGGACGUGAGCCAGAUGGCACCCAAGCUAAAGGAGCAGCAAGGAAAGGAAAAAGGUGUAAUUACUGGUGCUGCGGUACGCUUCCGCACUGAGGACAGGGUUGGCACCGUCAGCGCGGCGCAGAUUGCCAUGCUGGGAGGGCAGUGGGGUGGAGACGAAGGGGUUGAGGAAGAGGCAGCGGGCGCAGGUCCCAGCGCCAAGCACCCUGUGCCCAAGGGCAAGCCCAGCAAGCCCAUGGGCGUGGAUGAGUUCUUGGACAAGGGCGUGGGCGGCGCGCUGCUGCCACGCAAGCGGCAAGACCGCAAGGACAAGGAGAAGGACAAACGGGUGCGGGGCCAGAGCACGCACGCCAACUGGAAGUCGGAGGCAGAAAUGGUGCUGCGCCAGCAGUACGACUGA
This is a messenger RNA of Chlorella variabilis, 852 nucleotides long. RefSeq lists its product as hypothetical. The transcript has 8 exons. The record is from RefSeq and is a predicted model, not a curated record. Bases 1 to 852 code for a protein of 283 amino acids. NCBI's taxonomy places the organism in Eukaryota, Viridiplantae, Chlorophyta, Trebouxiophyceae, Chlorellales, Chlorellaceae.